AUGAGCGAUUUCCCAGUUUUUCAAGCCGCUGAAAGAAUUAAAAACACUUGCAACCCAAUCCGUAAUUAUGUUGAAAGUGUUCUCCCCAAAAUUGACAUCACCCUAUACAAGGAUACCCGUCCUGCUGAUAACUUAAACUUAACUUUAGGUGAUCCUACAUUGUUUUCUGAAUUUUAAACCAAUCCAGAAAUUUUGUAGAAAUGUGCAGAUGGGGUAGGCAAAAUAGAUGGAUAUACUGAUUUAAUUGGUAAGCCAGAAAUUCGUCAGGCCGUAGCAGAAAGAUAUAAAUUUUAAAAUAAUCCUAAUGUUAAGGUAGAUGAAUCAGAUGUUUUCCUUACAUUUGGUUGCUCUAUGGGUAUCUAUUUAUCUGUAGCAACUUUGGCUAACCCAGGUGAUAACUUUUUAUUCCCAUCUCCUGGAUUCCCUUUAAUGGUGACUGUUGGCUCUAAUUUAGGUAUAGAUGCUAAGUUCUACGAUCUAAUGGAAGAUAAAGACUGGGAGGCAAACUUAGAAUAAAUGGAAAAGCUCAUUGAUGACAAAACUAGGUUUAUUUACAUUUGCAACCCCUCUAAUCCUCUAUCCUCUUUAUGGACUAAGAAGCAUAUGUUAGAUAUUAUAGAUUUCUGUAAAAGACAUAACAAUCUCCCUAUUGUUGCAGACGAAACUUAUGAGCAUAUGCCUUACCCUGGUGAAAAAUUCUAUUCUUUUGGUGAGUUAACUGACACUGUUCCUGUUGUAAUUAUUUCUGGUAUGUCAAAGAGAUGGCUUGUACCAGGUUGGAGAACUGCAUGGUUAACUUUAGUAGGUAAGAAAGGAGUAUUUGAUGAAGUUAAAUAAGGUUUAAGAAAUUUACUUAGCUUCAUUUUAAUGCCUAACACAAUUGUAGCAGGUAAUUAGGUAGAGAUGCUUAAAAUGAAUGAUGACUACAUAGAUGAAAAAAUGAGAUUAUGCAGUGAAAGAUUUAAAUUAUUAAAAGAACUUGUACAUGAUGUUAAAGGUAUUAAAUUAAAAGAAGCUAAAGCUGCCUUUUAUGCUGCUGUUGGUAUUGACUAUGAAUGUAUAGAUAUAACCUCAUCACAAGAAUUUGCCACAAAGCUUUUAUAAGAAGAAAAUGUUUCUGUCUUCCCAGGAGAACUUUUCUUUGGUAAAAACUUCUUUAGAAUCAUUAUGUGUGCUGAUGAACCUGUCAUAAGAGAAUUUUCAGUACGUAUCAGAAGAUUCUGUGAGCGUCAUUAAAAAAAAUAAUGA
This is a messenger RNA of Tetrahymena thermophila SB210, 1248 nucleotides long. Its product is annotated as tyrosine/nicotianamine aminotransferase. Gene Ontology annotation, biological process: amino acid metabolic process; biosynthetic process. Gene Ontology annotation, molecular function: transaminase activity; pyridoxal phosphate binding. The transcript is spliced from 3 exons. NCBI's taxonomy places the organism in Eukaryota, Ciliophora, Oligohymenophorea, Hymenostomatida, Tetrahymenidae. The record is from RefSeq and is a predicted model, not a curated record.